Molecule: messenger RNA, 4689 nt
Organism: Colletotrichum chrysophilum
Lineage: Eukaryota; Fungi; Ascomycota; Sordariomycetes; Glomerellales; Glomerellaceae
Exons: 3
Coding region: 1-4689 (1562 amino acids)
Cellular component (GO): nucleoplasm
Molecular function (GO): protein binding
Source: RefSeq, a predicted model, not a curated record
AUGGAUGCGCAGAAUGCUGCCGGGUCCGACAAGCCGAAGCCCGUCGCUGCUGCGGAGAAGCGACUGGGCAAUCACCAGCCUGACGAGUCCAAGGAGUCCACCAACAACAAACCAAAGAGCGCCGACGAGUCCAUCAAAUCUCCGCCCGUCCUUCCAAAGGACGUCAAGCCCAGCGUAAUCGUAUCUCGCGCGCCUCCUGCUGCCGACGACGCUCCCGCCGAGAAAGACUCGGAUGCCGAAACCAUCGUCUUACCCGGUAAGGAUGGCUACUCGCCCUCCAAGGCGAGAAAGGUAAAGCACGAGGAUCGCAGCGACGGAGAGCCCCAGGUCCCCCGCAAGAUUCGUGAUGCCAGUGCCGCCAGGGACGCCGACAAAGACAAACCCGUCAACCCUCCCCGUUUGCUGUCUGAAGGAGCAUCUUCGUUGGGCUUGAAAAAGAAACGCCUCCAUGACCAAUCCGCCCGAAGUAAAGAUGGCUCCAGCGGCCUCAGCUCGGCUCCUGCUUCUCCCCCAAGACGUCGAUCUGGUAACCAUUCCGACUCCGACACGGGUGCUGACCGUAGGAAAUCUCCCAAGCUGUCCAUGAAAGACCGAGCCAAAUCCACCGAUCGGACACUUACUCACAAACGCAAAGCUCCCAAGGCAGACUCGGAGGACGAGGCCGAGAAUCGCAAGGCUCGACGACAACGUAUUUCUGACGCCGGGGCUGAUUCUCGACCGAUCCGAGCCCCCAGGGAACACAAGAUGUCUUCUUCCAAGAGAGAAACCGAUGGCUACUCAGGAUCUCGUACCAGAUCCGUAUCUCCCCACAACCCACGUGCCCACCGACGGAGUAUUUCGACGCAGCUUCCUGCAAACUCGUCAAAUGGCCUGAGCUACAAGAAGAAGCGUUUGCCUCCCCCGCUCCAGUCCACCGACUAUCACUCGGAUGAGUCUUCAGCGAGCGGCAGCCCUCACCCCCGGAGCUCCAAGCUACGGAAUCUCUCGACGCCCGCCACUGCCGAGUCAAACAUGUCACCUGCCAAAAUUGCGCCACACAAGAAACAUCUUGACGCUCACGGCCAAACGUUCCUCGCUAGAGCUUGUGCCAGGGGCGAGUACGACAUUGCAAAGCAACGACUCGGUGAGCGACCCGAGGACCUCAAUGUUGCCGAUUAUGCGGGAAACACGCCACUUCAAAUCGCCGCAAUUAAUGGGUACGAGGAUAUUGUGAAGCUUCUCAUCGACGCUGGAUGCAACCUGGAUUGUGUAAAUUAUGACAAGGACACACCAUUGCUCGACGCUGUUGAUAAUGGCCACCUCGGAGUCGUGAAGCUCUUACUGAACGCGGGUGUCAACCCGCGGAAAGCCAACGUGAGCGGCGAGGAACCUCUCGACAGAGUCAGCGACGACCUGGACAAUGCAGCCGAUUUUCGUGCCGCACUCAUCGAGGCGAAGUCUAGACAAGGCGAACGACGACGCACAUCUGAGGACCAUCAUUCUGUCGACCACCAGGAUACUCGGUCAUCACUCGGCCCCGAUAGCCCGCGACGGUCACCUGCCCCUUCUUCAUCUCACGCCAACGGUCGGCGGGCCGGUACUGUGAGGGCCACCAAAACCAGCAACUACUUAUUGUACAUGUCCCUCGAUGAUAAGACACUUCGGCAGGCAGCCGCUAAGGGCGACGAGGAGACUGUUACAAGAAUCCUCCAGGUAAAGGAUGGUUGCGACGAUUCCGAAGCGAUGGUAGCGGCUGCCAGGGGUGGGCACGAAGUAGUUAUUCAGCUACUUUUGGCAUUGGGUGGCGCAAACCCAGACCCUGCACCGGUGCAAAGUACCAAUAUGCCGUCAGAGUUCGCGACACCUAUGCUAGCCGCGAUAGGCCAGGAGAAUAUCAAAGUGGUUAGGUUGCUCUUGGACCAGGCAAACUUUGAUCCCACACGUCGAUUCAAGGGAGAAACCUACUACGAGAUCGCGCGACGCCGACAAGGCACAAAUUGGAAAGACGAGGAGCACAUGCUCAAGGAAGCUUACGAUGCGUACAGGAAGUCGCAUCGUGAUAUUUCCAAGACCAAGUCUCCGAACAGACGGGAGCGUGAGAGAGAACGGGAGCGGGAGCGUGAGCGUGACCGAGACCAAGACCGGGAAACCAAGCGCCAGGGCCGCAAUGAACUCAAAGACGAAGCCCGAGCGCACAAGCGCAACCUUUCUAGCCCUUCACGCGACCCGGAGAGUCGGAAGAAAAUCUCAGCGAAUCGUAACGUCACCAGUCCAAAGGAAAAGCGUCGGUCUGAUUCAUUUCACGACGACCAGACAUCACCCAAGCGCGGUCCUGGCCGGCCUAGAAAAGAAGACCGUGUUCCGACCAUUGCAGUUUCUGACAGAGAAGCAUCACCUGCGCUGUCACAAAAGCAAUCCGCCAAAGCAGCGAAGCGCGCCGAGUCUGACGUUGCUGCCAUGUCGUCGGAAGGGGAGGCUGUCAAGCCGCGGAGGAAACUCAUUUCUAAGGGCGAGCUUCGCGGCGAAAGGGAAAAAAACCGCCGCGCUAGCAUGGUUUCGACCACCUCUUCUCUGAAGGACCCCUCAAGCCCACGCGAUCCGAAACACGACGACCAUCCCGAGAAGCCGAAGGGCGAACCCUUGUCAGAGAAGUACCACGAUCGUACAAAGGCUCUCAAGAGGGACGAGUCUAGGGAUCGACUCUCUGUUUCCGGCGAUCAUUCUGCUAAGCGGCACCGAUCAAGCGUCACGCCGCCGCACUCGAGCACUGGGGAGAAGGAGGACGGUGAGGUGCCGACGAAGAGGCGGCGGCUCGAUGUGGAUGGCAAGGAACGCCGGCCGAAGUCGACAGCAUCGCCAGACGACCCGCACAGGCUAUCGCGUGAAGCACCUCCUCGAUCGAAAUCGAAUCUCAGGGACCACGAUGACAGCGACCGCAGGCCCCAUAAGAGCAAGUCAGAUUCUGACGGGCACAGGAGGGAAUCCGGAAAGUCCAGCAACAGUGAUAAGUCGAGCAUACACGUUAAGUCUGAAGACGUCGAUAUCGAAAUGCUAGACGCAUCAGAUGUUAAGGAUGUCGAGGAGCCGGAAAUUCGUGUGAAGAAGGAACGUGGCGAUGACGACAAGAGACGCCAAGAGGAGAAGGAAAGACGCCGUGAGGAAAAGCGACAAGAGGAGCGGAAGCGCCGUGAGGCUGAAGCCGAGGAAGCACGCAAGAAGGAGGAAGAGCGGCGACAGCGUGAAGCUGAGGAGAAGAAGCGGGAGGCCGAGCAGAAGAGACGCGAGGCUGAACAAAAGGAGCGAGAGGCCGAGGAAAAACGACUGAAGGAGGAGGAGGAGGCUAAGCAGCGCGAGGAGGAGCGCAAACGCAAGGCCGAACUCGAGAGAAAGCGUCAGGAGGAAGAAGAGAGACAACGCCGGGAGGCAGAGGAGAAGAAGAGGCGCGAAGAGGAGGAAAGACGCCUACGCGAGGAAGAGGAGAAGAAACGCCGCGAAGAGGAAGAACGCAAACGAAAGGAAGAAGAGGCCCGGAAGCAGCGUGAGGAGGAGGAGAGGCUUCGCAAAGAACAACUUGAGCGUGAAGCUGCAGAGGAAGCCCGCCGUCUCCGCGAGGAGGAAGAGCGCAAGGAACGCGAGCUCAAGGAACGUCAACAGCGUGAGGAGAUGGAGCGCAAGCGUGCGGCUAAGGAAGCCGAGCAGCGCAGAAUCCAGCAAGAACAAGAACGUCUGCGACUUGCGAAGCUUCCUCCUCUCCUCCGUUGGCUUGACGGUUGUUCGAACCCCAAGACUCCUGAGCUGGCGGCCAAAUUCAAGCACAUGCAGGGUGUGCGGUUCGACACCAUCCGCCCACAGGCCACAGGCUCGCCCGAUGGCAGAGAGCAAUGGAUACUCAACACUCAUGCCGCUUUGCUUCUCGGCGAGAAGGACCUGACUUUGUCGAGAUAUACCGCUUGGGAACAUAUUCCUGUCUCCGAUCUUGCCAAGAAAGUUAUCUGGAGACUCGAAGCUGACCGAUACGCAUUGAUUACCGACAGUCUCUACGAGCUCGGCACUGGUCUACCAGACUACUACGGCGAAGGCCAGGAACCUUUCAAGAUGAAUUAUCGUCUCAAGGAAAAGCUUCGCGGAGAGGCCCGAGAGAAGUUUUUGAAGUUGGACAUGUUCUUUGUCAAGCUAUCUGACUUGAUGUUCAUUGUACCAAACGUUCCUCACCUCCGGAGUCUGAAACUAAGCGUCGAGUACCGCGAACUUCCCGAAGAUGAGGCCCAGUUGUACGGAUGGAAAGUACCGCAAAAGUGGAAGCAAGACCCUGAUGCAGACCGGUUCUACGGUUUUGCGCCGAGGAACAAGUACUACGUCGACGGUAUCAUGGUCGAGGAGCAGAAGCCUGGACUGUCUGCGACAAGCAGCACACCUUUCCCCGAGAAGCGGGCCCCUCGCAAGGGACUGCAGCAGAUCUUUCCUGGCGACCCAGAUUAUGCUCGCCUUUGCAAAGAGCAAGGGCUGGAGCACCUCUUGAACGGCACCAAAACCCCGGCGCUACCCAACGGCGGACAUCUUUCGCCGAGGAGUCAGUCGAAUGCUACCGAGACAUCGGCUGAACCCGUCAAUGGCACCCAAACCGCUUCUUCUGCGCCCGCGCCUCUGUUUACCGAGGCGAGACCUCUCCCCAACGGUGUCAACGGCGUUUCGACGUCAGGAUCCAGCUAA